Molecule: messenger RNA, 1644 nt
Organism: Penicillium cosmopolitanum
Lineage: Eukaryota; Fungi; Ascomycota; Eurotiomycetes; Eurotiales; Aspergillaceae
Product: putative mitochondrial DnaJ chaperone (Mdj1)
Exons: 3
Coding region: 1-1644 (547 amino acids)
Biological process (GO): protein refolding; response to heat
Cellular component (GO): cytoplasm
Molecular function (GO): ATP binding; heat shock protein binding
Source: RefSeq, a predicted model, not a curated record
AUGAACCCAUCCGCGGCAUUCCCCAAGGCCGCGGGUCUCUUCGCGCGCCUCCUGCGGGCACCAUCACAAUGCUCGAAGCAGAAAACGACACCUACUCUCUGCUCGGCCGGUCAGAAGCGUGGUUAUAAUGUCGCGGCAUCCCCAUCGCCUGCCAGACGCCUCCGGGAGGGAGUCUACACCCCAAAAUCUUCAAAUGUUUUCUCCGUUCGGACCUUCCACUCUACCGCGCCACUCUCGAUCGCCGACCCCUACAAAACCCUCGGCGUGGACAAGACGGCCUCUGCCGGCGACAUCAAAAAGGCCUACUAUGGCAUGGCCAAGAAAUACCAUCCCGAUACCAACAAGGAAGCAGACGCGAAGGACAAAUUUGCCGCGGCCCAAUCAGCCUACGAAUUGCUGUCUGACGCUAAGAAGCGAGAGAAUUACGAUCGAUUCGGUUCCGCGGCUUUUGAUCAAAACGGCGGCUUCGACCCAAGUGGAGGCAAUCCCUUCGCUGGAGCAGGUGGUUUCCAUGGAUUUGGUGGGGGCUUCGGAGGCGGUGGAUUUGGAGGUGGAUUUGCACAGGAUAUCAAUUUCGAGGAUCUCUUCGGUGCCUUUACUGGAGGCGCUCGUCGCGGCCCUCGUGGUCGCCGCAACCCGUUCCAGGAGCAGAUUCUUGUGGGCGAGGACAUUGAAGUACAAAGCAACAUUUCUUUUAUGGAUGCGGCGAAGGGCACAUCCAAAGAAAUUCCCGUCACGCCUCUUACCCAGUGUGGAACCUGUUCCGGCGAUGGUCUGAAGUCUGGUGCGAAACGAUCCCAGUGCCGCCAGUGCAAUGGUACCGGAACCCGAGUUCAUAUCAUGCAAGGUGGUUUCCAAGUUGCGGCAACCUGUGAUUCCUGUGGGGGUGUCGGUAUGACCGUUCCUCGGGGUUCUGAGUGCGGUACCUGCAAUGGAAACGGUGUUAUAAGGGAACGAAAGACCAUCAAGGUUGAUAUUCCUGCUGGUGUGGACAAUGGUAUGCGAAUGAGGGUUACCGGAGAAGGUGAUGCUCCUCCUACUGGAGCCGCCGCGGCUGCUGGAGCUCGCACCCAACGUGGUGAUCUCUAUGUUACCAUUCGUGUUGCUCCCGACCACCGCUUCAGCCGUUCUGGUGAUGACAUUCUCUAUACCGCCUCUCUUCCGCUCACCACCGCACUGCUUGGUGGUGAAGUCACCAUUCCUACUCUCGACAAGGAGGUUAAGGUCAGGGUCGCUACUGGUACCGGUACCGGCGAUCGAAUCACUUUGACGGGAAUGGGUAUGAAGAAGAUCGGUAGCAGUCGCAUGCGCGUCCAGCCUACUGGUGAUUUGAAGGUAGAAUUCAAGGUUGCUAUGCCCAAAUACCUGAGCGGCAACCAGCGAACCAUUCUCGAGGUUCUUGCGGAUGAGAUGGACGACAAAACGGCUCGACGGACCAUGAACUUCAGCAAAGACAGCGGAUCUACCGAAGAAUCAUCGAAGAAUGAAGGGUUCCUGAAGUCUGUCUGGCAUAAGCUGACGGAGAAGAACUCUGACGCUUCGAAGACCGAGCCCAAGGGCGCAAAGGAUGCAAAGGAUGCGAGAGACGCCAAAGAGGGCGACAAGAAAGAAUCCGGCAAGGACGACUCAAAGAAAUCGAGCUGA